Molecule: messenger RNA, 1050 nt
Organism: Mesorhabditis belari
Lineage: Eukaryota; Metazoa; Nematoda; Chromadorea; Rhabditida; Rhabditidae
Source: the annotation of a GenBank genome assembly
AUGUCUCAGGAGGAACGUGCCGCGCUCGAGCGCUCACGAAUGAUUGAGAAAAAUUUGAAAGAAGACGGGAUGAUGGCCGCAAAAGAUAUCAAAUUGCUUUUACUUGGCGCUGGAGAGUCAGGAAAAUCAACAAUCGUCAAGCAGAUGAAAAUCAUUCAUGAGUCUGGUUUCACUGCCGAGGACUACAAACAAUAUAAGCCGGUCGUCUACAGUAAUACAGUGCAAUCACUGGUCGCCAUUCUGCGAGCUAUGAUCAAUCUUGGUGUCGGCUUUGCCACUUCGGAAAGAGAGGUUGACGCUAAAUUGGUGAUGGAUGUUGUGGCCAGGAUGGAGGACACUGAACCCUUCUCGGAAGAGUUGCUUUCUGCAAUGAGACGAUUGUGGGGUGAUGUUGGAGUGCAAGAGUGCUUCUCGCGAUCCAACGAAUACCAGCUAAAUGACUCGGCGAAAUACUUCCUUGACGAUUUGGAUAGGCUAGGCGAGGCCUCGUAUCAACCCACCGAACAAGACAUCCUUCGCACUCGUGUCAAAACGACGGGAAUCGUUGAAGUGCAUUUCACAUUCAAGAAUCUCAAUUUCAAACUAUUUGAUGUCGGUGGGCAACGAUCCGAGCGAAAGAAGUGGAUUCAUUGCUUUGAGGAUGUGACAGCGAUCAUUUUCUGUGUGGCUAUGAGCGAAUACGAUCAAGUGUUGCACGAGGACGAGACAACGAAUCGAAUGCACGAGUCACUGAAGCUGUUCGACUCGAUUUGCAACAAUAAAUGGUUCACAGAUACGUCAAUUAUCCUCUUCCUCAACAAGAAGGAUCUCUUUGAGGAGAAGAUCAAGAAGAGCCCGUUAACUGUUUGUUUCCCAGAGUAUUCGGGCCGACAAGACUAUCACGAGGCUUCCGCCUACAUUCAGGCGCAAUUCGAGGCGAAAAACAAAUCGGCGAACAAGGAGAUCUAUUGCCAUAUGACGUGCGCCACUGACACAACAAAUAUCCAAUUCGUCUUUGAUGCGGUGACGGAUGUGAUUAUCGCGAACAAUUUGCGUGGCUGUGGUCUCUAC